UAUGUCAAAUGCUGUCACAGUUUUUCUUCAAAUCGUACUUCUGUGCUUCUUUGUCUAACUAAUUCUUGUGUAUAUUUACUAAAACUAUAAAAGUAAAUUAUUAAAAAAAUAAAGUGUCCUUAUUAAAUUCGUUAAAGCUAGGCGUUAUCGUCUAAUACAAUCGAUACUCAAAAUUAAUUUGUUUCACAUUGUGAGUGCAUUGACGAAGAAGUGAUUUGUUUUUUAGAUUUCACGGUAAUAUUUUAGCGCUUCUUUUUAUUACUUAAAAUGUCUGGAGUGCGUGUCGGUCGUGUGUCUAAGCGCAGAAGAGCAAAUCGUGCCAAGACGCGGUCAGUGUUGAGAAUGAUGGCAAUCAUGCAGGACAGGAACACUGAGGAGGUACCGCGGGAGUUCCUCGAGACCGGCCGGACGGGGCGGCGGAACGCCAUGCCGGAUAUCCUGCACCCGCAAGGCGCUGAAAUGACCACUGCGGACCUGCCCUCGAGGUUACAGAACCUCGUCACUUCGGACCCAGACAACCCCCAACCGGGUCCCUCAAAGGCGGACAUCGAACCGAACAAAGUCGACGAUGCGACGGCUAAGAAGGACUGUAGUUGAGCUACUUUCAGCUCGCAGUCCACAGGACUACACUGGACUUGCCCAAAGCUUGUAAUCUCAAUUAACAUAGUAUUACUAAGCAAUGAUGUAGCCCCACCUUAAGGUAUGAUAUAGACGUAGCUAGUGUUAAUUAAUUGACGAUUUUUUUGUUUUUGAGGCUGUCGAAAUUAGUAUGUAUUUUUUUUAUAUUUUCAUACAUAAAAGUAUCUAUAUUGCUGGACAAUAUUCGACCUUUUAUUUUAUGCGUUAUAGAUUUUUUAUUGCAUACAUUUUUAUGUGUUGCCAGAAAUUGUUUUAAUUAUUUACACAACUUCAGGUAUUUCAUGUAUGAAUACAUAUAUGUUAAACUGAUUGGUAGAUUUAAAAAACAUAGCAGCUACGGCGGUGUAUAAAAUAAGUAGUACAAAUAUUUGUAUCGAUGUUUCUUUCGUUUAAAACAAUUAUUAUUCAUUGUAUUGUGAUAUAUUUGCAUUGUUCCUAUAACGUUUCAUGUUUAAUAAAUAAAUAGUAAUUUACGUAUAUUGUAAAUAGUGGAAAAAGUGAGUUGUUUUCUACAUGGAUGUUGGCAGUUUUUAUUUAAUACUACACUGUAUUAGUUAGAGUUUUAAUUGAGUACAAUUGUGAUACUUUAUUGUAUUUUAUUAUAUAUUUAUUUAAAUUGAAUGUUAACAAUAGGUGGGGACACAUUUUAACUAAAACUUUAACGAACCAAAAUUGAAAGUAAAUUAUUCAAAAAUCUGAUAACAAAGUGCUUCUUGCUUUACUACAGAAUUUUCGUUAAAUUAAUUAUUUAUCCUCAUUGUAGUAUAAUAGAUAUGUGAAGGUAGUCGCAAAUUUACGAGUUAAAUCCGUACUCUUUAUAAAUACGUAAUAUGUUAUAACCACGAUGAAUAAGUAUAUGAAUAAACAGUCAUUUAGCGUGUAUAAUAUAUUCAUAAAUGUAGUUAGUUAUUUGAGUGUCUCGAAUUUGUAUAUUUUUGCAUAUAAUGGGUUUGGAGGAGCGCCAAUUGUAAAUGUGAAGUAAUUAGUACAUACUCGUACUAUCAGUGGCUAAGCCAGAGUUCAUUUUAGAAUUGCACAAAGCUUGAUACAUUUACUCGUGUGUGUUUGUUAUAUCGUACUGUUACACAAUCUCACUAUAUCACUGUAUUGAUUGUAGGAAAUAGUUGUUUCAUAGUACAACUUUUCAUUAAUGAUUCCUCAGUUACAACAGUUGUCUCGUGUUGAAAUACCUUAUUCUUAUGAGAACGCAAAUCUAAUUUAAAAGGUUUAAUUGUUAAAAACUCUUAUAGCUUUGUUAGGUAGAAGGCGUUCUACAGCGCAUCAGAGCGUAGUAAAAGACAAUUCCGCGUCAUAGCGAUCAGCAUCAUCGCGUCAGGUUAGCGCUCUGACGCGCGUCAGAAUGCGUUCUAUCUGACAAAGCCAUUUAUAUAAAAAAAUACAAGUUAAUUAUCAAACAUAAGGCAUAUAUUUUGAAAGACGUAUAUAAGUAUAUUUUAGAACCAGGUCAUAAAGGCGUUUUUGCAAUUUGAAUACGUUAUUCAGUAUCUUUAUCUUGUAUAUCUACAGAUAAUAACAGCGUCUAUAGAAAUAUAGAAGUUAGUUGUCGUCAGCAAUGUAACUACGUAUCUAAUAUUACUCAAUAUCUGUCUUACGAUUAUUGAACAGAGGAUAUUUUAUUGAUUUACGUCAAUAAAGUACUUAAAAUCAAACAGACUUGCCACCGUUCCUGA
Molecule: messenger RNA, 2330 nt
Organism: Zerene cesonia (dogface butterfly)
Lineage: Eukaryota; Metazoa; Arthropoda; Insecta; Lepidoptera; Pieridae
Exons: 3
Coding region: 268-597 (109 amino acids)
Biological process (GO): negative regulation of cAMP-dependent protein kinase activity
Cellular component (GO): nucleus; cytoplasm
Molecular function (GO): cAMP-dependent protein kinase inhibitor activity
Source: RefSeq, a predicted model, not a curated record